AUGAAUAGACCAAAAAUUGCGAUGAAAAGUUGGCAUUUACUGUUUGUGAUUCGAAGAAGCUAUGCGAAGGAUGGUGCUUCUACUGAUUUAAAAAUUACUGAAAAUUGUGUCAAUCGCCUACGAGAAGUUGCUAGCACUGGAGAGCAUCUGAGAAUAAUGGUUGAUGGUGGCGGCUGUUCUGGUUUUGAGUAUAAAAUGAGUUUAGACAACAAAAUCAAUGACAAUGACUUUGUUUUCUGCAAAAAUCGUAUUAAAAUCGUUGUCGACGAGAGAUCACUACAAUUUUUAAAAGGUGCAACAGUGGAUUAUUUUGAAGACUUGAUGCGAUCAUCAUUUCGUAUCGUCGACAAUCCAGUCGCUGAGAAGGGUUGUUCCUGCGGGUCAUCAUUUGCUAUCAAAAUGGAUUAG
This is a messenger RNA of Cercopithifilaria johnstoni, 408 nucleotides long. The record is from the annotation of a GenBank genome assembly. Lineage: Eukaryota; Metazoa; Nematoda; Chromadorea; Rhabditida; Onchocercidae.